AUGCCCGCCCUCCGCCAGCUCAACACAAUCUCCAGGCUGCUCUUUGACGCCCCCAUGAGCCCAUCCUCCUCCUCAGCCAAAGCCCACUGCUCACGGGCCAACAACUACUUCCUUGCCCUGCCCUCCAUCACUGUUGAGUCACAUUGGCUGGCCCUCUUCCACCUGCCCAUGUUCUACACCGGCUGGGUCAAGAAUGUGGGCCCUGAUUGCCAAGCUAGACGGAGGAGCAACAGCGUCCUGCAUGUGACCUGCUGUCCUCGCGCGGGACGACCACCGGCGCUGGUGCCACAGCUGGAGGAGCUGUUACGGGGCGUGGUGGAGGGGCACUAUGCGCUCAAGCAACUUGCCAAGAGCUCUGCGGAGAGUCUACUCCAGGCCAACCCAGCCGUUUGGCCCCUUGCCCUUCCCGAUCCCCUGCUUCUCCUCGACAACGACCACUCAGAUGCCGCCGUCCUUGACGUCCGCGCCUGGCUCCUCCAACAGACCCGCGCCAUCGUCGGAUCCGCCGUCCUGAAGGCCCUCCUCCACUCCUGGCUCUAUCGCGCGGAAGUGAUAGAGGUGCUCCAGCUGCUCAAGGUCUAUCUGGAUUGGCUCCAGGACGCGGUCGAAUGGAGCGAUCGCGGCUACAGCCCGGGCUUCCCCUUUGCAAGCGAGUCGAGCCCGGGCGACUGGCAGAUCUUCGGCAACUUCCUGCGCCUCGCCGUCCCGCUCGGCCUCUGCACCGUUGACCUAUAA
Puccinia triticina is the source of this 735-nucleotide messenger RNA. RefSeq lists its product as uncharacterized. NCBI's taxonomy places the organism in Eukaryota, Fungi, Basidiomycota, Pucciniomycetes, Pucciniales, Pucciniaceae. The transcript is spliced from 5 exons. The record is from RefSeq and is a predicted model, not a curated record. Bases 1 to 735 code for a protein of 244 amino acids.